Molecule: messenger RNA, 267 nt
Organism: Lasiodiplodia theobromae
Lineage: Eukaryota; Fungi; Ascomycota; Dothideomycetes; Botryosphaeriales; Botryosphaeriaceae
Exons: 4
Coding region: 1-267 (88 amino acids)
Source: RefSeq, a predicted model, not a curated record
AUGAAGCCCGUCGUCUCCGCCCUCAACGCAUGGACAUGCAUCGUCGUGUCCGUCUUCGCCAUUGUCAUCCUCUCGGUCAUCGGAUCGCUGUUUAAGUCUAACAACCACAUCAUGAUGGGCUCGACCGAAGACCCGGAAGACGGCAAGGCUGUCGCAGGAGCCGUGUUCGGAGCUGUCGCCGUCUACGGUGUCUUCCUGAUAUUCUGCUCCGGGCAAGCAUUCCUGCACAUGCGUGAGAGCAGGCGCGGUGCCAUUGCGCUCUCGUAG